AUGGAGAAUAAUGAAACACAGCAGGAUGUUCUUUCAAGAGCUACCAACCUGCCUCUUGUCAGCUCCACUUAUGAAAUGGCAGCUUCGGCUUAUACCUCGACUAAGGAGAGCCACCCCUAUGUUAAAGUAGUUUUGGAUUUGGCAGAGAAGAGCGUGAAGCAUGUCUCUGAGAUGGCUAUGUAUAGUGCUCAACCUUUUCUGAGUAAGCUUGAGCCCCAAGUUUCAGUAGCAAGCCACUAUGCCUCCAAGGGUUUGGAUAAGCUGGAGGAGAACUUGCCGUUCCUCCAUCAGACAGCUGACCAGGUUAUUUCUGAGACACAGGAAUUGGUGUCCUCCAAAGUAGCAGAUGCCAAAGAAGCAGUAGCCAAAGCUGUCCAAGAUGGCAAAGAGAUGCUCAUAGACACAAGAAUGGGCAAACUCGCCAUGAGUGGGGUAGAAGUAGUACUAGAGAUAUCGGAAGAGUUGUUGGAUCACUAUCUACCAAUGACUGAGGAAGAACUUGCUCAAAUAGCACAAUCUACACCAGAAGGGAUCCCCCUGCCACCUGACUCCCAAGGUUAUUUUGUGCAACUUGGUUCCCUAUCAACUAAACUCCAGAAUCGUGCCUACAAGUAUGCUGUGGUAAAAAUGGAAGCCGCCAGGGAAAAUAUCCAGAAUACAUUCAGCCAGUUACGUCAAGCCAUUGGACAGAUAGAACAUACCAUGCAAGAUAUCCUUCAGAUACCCCAGGAAGAAAAGGAAAAGCUACGGCAGAUGGAAUGUCAUAGCUUGGCCGUGAGUUAUCACAUCACUGAACAACUGCAGAUUGCAUACACCAACUUGAUGGGAAGCAUCCAAGGUCUGCCUGGUAUCUUUCAGCAGAAUAUUGAGUUGGCUCUCCAUAGCAUUGAGGAACUUCAAGCUACCUUUACUGAGGCUCAAUCUUUCAAAGAUCUUUCUAGCAGCCUUUUGAUCCAAAGCAAGAAGACAGUCUGCAUGGCCCAGACGUAUGUAGAUGAUAUCUUGGACUAUGUGCACCAGAACGCUCCAUUAUCCUGGCUUGUGGGACCUUUUGUUCCUGCACUCAAGAAUACCUCAGGUGACCCAGAGCCCGCAAAAACUAAUGAACAGGAAGUAGAAACUCUGAAACCAGAAGCUCCAAAGGAAACUCAGUGA
Messenger RNA from Pseudonaja textilis, 1155 nucleotides. Its product is annotated as perilipin-3-like. Lineage: Eukaryota; Metazoa; Chordata; Lepidosauria; Squamata; Elapidae. Gene Ontology annotation, biological process: positive regulation of triglyceride storage; lipid storage. Gene Ontology annotation, cellular component: cytosol; lipid droplet. The record is from RefSeq and is a predicted model, not a curated record.